AUGUAUAAUCGAUUUAAAUUUUUAUUGUAUCUUUUAGCUGUAGACUUCAAGAACCAACCUGUGUUUGUCCUGUUCCUCCACUUUUCAAUUAAUUCAGAAUAUGCAUCAGCUGCUGUACAUAGCAACGAGACUGAUAAAUUCGCAUUGCUCGAGUUUAAGUCCCAAAUGACUAAGAUCUUCGAGGAAUCUUGGCCUCAUGGAAUGGCUUCAUCUAUUUCUGUCUGCGGACUGGAGUCACAUGUGGCCAACUCACUCUAUGGUGACAUCCCACAAGAACUUGGUCAGUUACUCAGGCUUCAAAAUUUGAACUUGAGUCAUAACUUUUUGGGAGGGGAAAUUCUGGUUCCUCCUAAACUGGGGUCAUUGUUAUACCUUGAGAAACUUUAUCUUAAAAGCAACAAUCUCACAGGAAAUACCCCAGCUUCUAUUGGGAAUCUCACAUUUCUCCAAGAGCUAUAUCUAUCGUUUAACAAUUUAGAGGGUGAAGUUCCUGAUUCAAUAAGCCAACUGAGACAUUUGAGACUGAUUGGAUGGUUAGUAAAUAGUCUUUCUGGGGUGUUUCCUCCCUCACUUUACAAUCUGUCAUUGCUGCAACACAUAGCCUUGUCUUACAACAAUUUUAUUGUUUCAUUGUCCAAUGCUUCAUAUCUUCAAGAGCUUGACCUUCCCUAUAAUAAUUUCACCGGGGGUGUACCAAUGAACCUAGGAAGCCUACAAAACUUAUGGUGGUUCAAUGUUCGUGAUAAUUUGCUUGGAAGAGGUGGAUAUGAUCAUUACAAGGGUUUCAUAGCUUCUAUAACCAAUUGCAGCAUGUUACAAAUGAUUGAUAGCGGCCUCAACCAGUUUGGAGGUAUGUUGUCCUACUCGAUAACCAAUCUGUCAACCCAAUUGACAUGGCUAGAUUUUGGAGGAAACAUGAUCAGUGGUUCAAUUCCAACAGAGAUUGCAAAGCUCAUCAACUUGGAUACAUUGAUCAUGACUAACAAUUUUCUAACAGAUCACAUCCCAUAUUCCAUUGGAAAGCUUUCAAACUUGAUUUAUUUAGACUUAUCCAAAAAUCAAUUUUCCGGGAAUCUCCUCCCUCAUGUUGGAAACCUUACUACAAUUCUAGAUCUUUAUUUAUUUAAUAACAUUUUAGAAAGAACCAUACCUUCGAGUUUGGGCAAUUGUGUGAAACUCAUAUCCAUGGACAUUUCUCAAAACAAAUUCAUUGGCAUCAUACCAAACCAACUCCUAAGUCUUCCAUCCAUUUCAGUACUCGUUAACUUGUCUUAUAACUCCUUGAAUGGCUCCUUGCCAGCAGAAGUUGGAAACUCGACCCAACUCGCGAUAAAGGUCACGAAUAAACAUUUUCCCACAUCUUCUCUUGGGAAUUUCUACCAAAAGGUUUCUUAUGAAGAGAUCCUCAAAGCGACUAGUGGAUUUGCUUCACAGAAUUUAAUAGGUUCCGGUAAUUUUGAGACCGUCUAUAAAGGAACUCUUGGCUCAGGUGAUGCAGAUACGACAGUUGCAGUUAAGUUUAUGCCAAAUGGGAGCUUGGAGGAGUGGCUGCAUCUAAAAGGUGAACAUCACCGACGAAGAAGCCUAAAUCCGAGCAAUGUUCUUCUCGACAAUGAUAUGACUACCCGUGUGAGUGAUUUUGGUUUGGCAAGGGUCCUUUCAAAGUUCAACAAUGAGGCCAAUUUGAAUCAGUUUAGCUCAUUUGGGAUUAAAGGAACCAUUGGAUAUGCUGCUCCAGAAUAUGGAAUGGGCGGUAAUGUCUCGGUUGAAGGAGAUUUGUAUAGCUUUGGAAUUCUCUUGUUGGAAAUGUUCACUAGUAAAAGACCCACUAAUGAACCAUUCAAAGAUAAUUUUAACCUUCACAAUUUUGUCAAACACUUGUUGCCAGAUCAAGUAAUGGGGAUUGUGGACCAAUCUGCUCUGCAUAAAGCAGCGGUGGGAGAAGCUACAAAUAGUGCUUCAUGUUGGAAUGACAUAAAAAGUGAAGAGAUUGAGUGCUUGAUUUCUGUUUUUCAAAGUGAAGUUUCUGUUGGGUCAAUGAGAUACUAUAACCAGUUUGGAGGUAUGUUGCCCAACUCAAUUACCAAUCUGUCAACCCAAUUGACAAAGCUAGGCUUUGGAGGAAACAUGAUUAGUGGUUCAAUAAUUCCAACAGAGAUUGCGAACCUCGCUAACUUAGAUACACUGGAGCUUGGAGAAGAUGUGUACAGCUACGGAAUUCUCCUGUCGGAGCUUUUCACUGGAAGAAGACCUGCAGAUGAUUUAUUGAAAGACAAUCUAAACCCUUCACAACUUUGUCAAAAUGGCACUGCCCAAUCUGCCAUGUGCAAAGACAGCGAAAAAGAAGCAAGUGAUGUUGGGUAUUCAAUUGAUUUGAGAAGUGAACUGAGUGAGAGUGUUUGA
Molecule: messenger RNA, 2403 nt
Organism: Camellia sinensis
Lineage: Eukaryota; Viridiplantae; Streptophyta; Magnoliopsida; Ericales; Theaceae
Source: RefSeq, a predicted model, not a curated record